AUGGGAAUUAUUAUAUUAUGGAAUCUUUAUUAUGCGAAUGAAGAAUAUUGGUUUACAUUUGUUGUUAUAUCAGUUUCCAUAUUUAUGAUUCAAGUUCUUUUGGGAUUAUUUUCAUUUUGGUUUAAUGAAUUUUAUUAUAUUGUAUCAUGUUCACCUGAAAAAGAUAUAAAAAUUGCGACACAUGCUUUAGUUUCACCAACUACAAAUAAUGGGUGGUCUGAAAUUGUUCCUAUCAGAAGGACACAUCUUAAUAAUGGGAAAAUAAAAACUUGGCUAGAUUUUCAAAAAGUUAUAUAUAUUUAUGAUAGUGAUAAAAAAAGAUUUAAUCAAUUAACUUUUGAUAAUAAUAGAUCUUUUAGUUAUUUUAAUUCAUGGACUGGAUUAACUUCGGAUGAAAUUAUUAAUGAAACAAAAUUAAAAUAUGGUGAUAAUAAAAUGGAAAUGGCUGUUCCUUCAUUUAUGGAGCUGUUUAUUGAAAGGGCCACAGCACCUUUUUUUGUUUUUCAAGUUUUUUGUGUCGGUUUAUGGUGUUUGGAAGAUUUAGUAUAUUAUUCAUUAUUUACCUUAAGUAUGUUGGCAAUGUUUGAAAUGUUAAUUGUAAAACAACAAAUGAUGAAUAUGACAAUGAUAAGAAAUAUGGGAAAUAAACCUUUUUUAGUUGAUGUUUAUAGAAAUAAAAAAUGGAUAAAAAUUCAUUCUGAUCAAUUACUUGUUGGUGAUUUAAUUUCAAUAGGUAGAAGCUCAAAUGAUAAUAAUGUACCGUGUGAUUUAUUACUAUUACGUGGAAAUUGUAUUUUGGACGAAUCAAUGUUAACAGGUGAAAGUGUACCUCAAAUGAAGGAAUCUAUACAAAAUUUAGAACAAGAAAGACAUUUUAAUUAUCAAACAGAUAUGAAACUUCAUGUUCUAUGUGGUGGAACUAAAAUUGUUCAACAUACAAAUGAAAAUACAAAAAGUGGUAAUGUUCCAAAAGUACCUGGUGAUGGAGUUUUGUGUUAUGUAUUACAGACAGGUUUCAGUACAUCACAAGGUUCUUUACUAAGAACAAUUUUAUUUGGUGUUAAAAGAGUUACGGCAAAUAAUCUUGAGACUUUCGCUUUCAUUCUCUUUUUAUUAAUUUUUGCAAUUGCCACAGCUAUUCAUCUUUGGAAAACUAGAAGUUUAGAACCAGAAUUUAAUAAAUUUCAAACUCUUGUUGAAUGUUCAUUGAUUAUUACUAGUGUUGUACCUCCAGAACUUCCUUUGGAGUUAUCACUAGCUGUAAAUAAUUCAUUAGUAGCUUUACAUAAACUUGGAAUAUUUUGUACUGAACCUUUUAGAAUUCCUUUUGCUGGAAAGAUUGAUGUUUGUUGUUUUGAUAAAACUGGUACUUUAACAACUGAUAAUCUUGUUGUUGAUGGUAUUGGAAUGAUAAAUGAAGAUAAAAGUGUUUCUUUAAAAACUAAAGAUGACUUGGAUGAUAUAACAUUAAGGGUAUUAGCUUCAUGUCAUUCAUUGGUAAUGUUUAACAAAGAAUUAGUUGGUGAUCCUUUAGAGAAAGCAACAUUAAAUUGGAUAAAAUGGGAUAUUGUCAAAAAUGAUUUAGUUUCACCAAGUAAUGGUAAAACUUCUGCUAUUAAAAUUUUCCAAAGAUAUCAUUUUAGUAGUCAACUUAAAAGAAUGACUGUUAUCUCCGGAUAUACACCACAAGGUAGUGAACCAGUUAUGAUGACUGCUGUUAAAGGUGCACCAGAAGUAUUACAACAUAUGUUUACUACUGUUCCAGAAGGAUAUGUUGAAGGAUAUAAAUCGCUUGCACAAAAGGGAUACCGUGUACUUGCGUUAGGCUAUUCAAAUUUAGGAAAUAUAGAUAAAAAUAAUAUUAGACAUAUUUCAAGAGAUGAUUUAGAAAGAGGAUUAACAUUUGCUGGUUUUCUAGUUAUUUCUUGUCCAUUAAAAAAAGACACAAAAGCUAUGAUUAAAGAAAUAAAAGAAUCAGGACAUAGUGUUGUAAUGAUAACAGGUGACAACCCAUUAACUGCAUGUCAUGUAUCUAGAGAAUUAAAAUUUACUGAAGAAGGUAAAGAAAUAAUGAUUUUACAAAAAGAGGAUGAGAAAUGGUAUUGGAAGUCUGUUGAUGAAACUAAAAAAAUGGAAAUGAAAAAUAAUUCUCCUAAUUUUUUCAAUCUUCAUGAAUUAUGUGUUACUGGAAGUGGUUUUGGUCAUUUAUACAAUCAAGAACGUAAAUUUUUAGGAAGUAUUUUAAAAUAUAUAAAAAUAUACGCUCGGAUGGCACCAAAACAAAAAGAACAAGUAAUAAAUGAAUUAAAAAAUCAAGGUUAUGUUACUUUGAUGUGUGGUGAUGGAACUAAUGAUGUUGGUGCAUUAAAACAUUCUCAUGUUGGAGUUGCCCUUUUAUCACAUCCUUUCGAUGCUACAAAAACAAAUGCUGAAGAUCUUUCAGUAUCUAAACCAAAACCUGUAGCACCUCCUCAAAUUCCAGAAUUUUUAAGAAAACGUUUACCUCCUGAUCAUCCAUAUCAUAAACAAAUGAAUGAUCAACAGAAAAAGUUUCAAAAAUUAAUUGAAGACUUGGAAUCAGAAGAACCUUCUGUUGUAAAACUUGGAGAUGCUUCUAUUGCAGCACCUUUUACAUCUAAGUUUACAUCAAUUGCUUCUAUUUGUAAUAUUAUAAAACAAGGAAGAUGUACUCUUGUAGUUACAUUACAAAUGUUUAAAAUUCUUGCUUUAAAUGCUUUGGUAUCGGCAUAUUCACAAUCAGUAUUAUAUUCAUCUGGUAUACGUUCUUCCGAUUACCAACAAACACUUCAAGGAAUGCUUUUAGCUGCUUGUUUUUUGUUUAUAACACGAUCAAAACCAUUAAAAACAUUAUCAAGAGAAAAACCAAUGCCAAAUAUUUUCAAUCUAUAUACUAUUUUAACUGUAUCUUUUCAAUUUUGUGUUCAUUUUCUUUGUCUAUUAUAUAUUGUUGAUCUUGCUUCAAUAUAUGAUCCACCAACAGAGAAAGUAACAUCAGAAACAAAAUUUAAACCUUCAUUAUUAAAUUCAUCUGUUUACCUUCUUGGAAUGACAUUACAAAUAUCAACAUUUAUUGUUAAUUAUAGGGGUCGACCAUUUAUGGAAAGUUUAAUUGAAAACAAACCUCUUUUAUACAGUAUAAUUGCUGCAACUAGCGUUGUAUUUACUUUGGCUUCUAAUGCAGCACCAGAUAUGACUAAUUAUUUUGAACUUGUGCAAUUUCCAGAUGAUUUUCGAAAUAAAUUGAUUAUUGUUUUAAUUGCAAAUAUUGGAGUAUGUUAUAUUAUUGAUACUAUUUUAAAUUUCAUCUUUGGAGAUGCUCGUCCAAAAAAACAUAGAUUGUGA
Strongyloides ratti is the source of this 3363-nucleotide messenger RNA. Its product is annotated as Cation-transporting P-type ATPase family and Cation-transporting P-type ATPase, subfamily V and P-type ATPase, A domain and HAD-like domain and P-type ATPase, cytoplasmic domain N-containing protein. Gene Ontology annotation, cellular component: endoplasmic reticulum membrane. Gene Ontology annotation, molecular function: ATP hydrolysis activity; P-type ion transporter activity; ATP binding. Gene Ontology annotation, biological process: intracellular calcium ion homeostasis. The transcript is spliced from 4 exons. Bases 1 to 3363 code for a protein of 1120 amino acids. Lineage: Eukaryota; Metazoa; Nematoda; Chromadorea; Rhabditida; Strongyloididae. The record is from RefSeq and is a predicted model, not a curated record.